Molecule: messenger RNA, 993 nt
Organism: Trichoplax adhaerens
Lineage: Eukaryota; Metazoa; Placozoa; Uniplacotomia; Trichoplacea; Trichoplacidae
Exons: 1
Coding region: 1-993 (330 amino acids)
Biological process (GO): G protein-coupled receptor signaling pathway
Cellular component (GO): membrane
Molecular function (GO): G protein-coupled receptor activity
Source: RefSeq, a predicted model, not a curated record
AUGGGAAGUAUGUUUUUUGCCGGAAUUGUGUUUGCAUCAGUUUAUAUCUUUCCACGAUAUGUUAUACCCGAAAUAAGUAUGCAGAAUAACAUCUACUGCAGUUUAGCCGGGAUUAUUGCACCAACUGCGAUAGUUAUCAUUAAUCUACACUUAAUGAUGAUCAGUUGGGAUAAAUAUCAUGCUGCACAUGAUCCAUUUGAGCAUAGAGCAGUAAAAGAUAAGAAAGCUUUUGGUAUUAUCUCUAGUUUAGUCAUUUGGAUCUUGGCUAUAUACACUGGAUUGCUACCGAUUAUUCUACAAUUUCGAGUCAUAGAUCAACGAGAUUGCAGCCAAAUCAGCUAUAUCAACAUUCAUUAUGAAAGAGUCUACUACUAUUUAGUAGUAGGGAUAUUUUUUGUAUUACCAUUUAUUAUCAAGACUUAUUUUUAUCUCAGUAUUUAUCAAAUAAUUAAAAAGAGUACAGCCAAGGCGAUAGGAGAUACAAAUAAAAUCCAAGAUAUUCGAAAACAUUAUAAAGCUGCAAAAGUAAUCGCCAUUUUAGUUAUUACUUAUUUCUUGAUGUGGACCCCUUUCGUUAUCUAUCUCGCUUUUUGGAUUGGCAUCAGCUCAGAAAAAUUAUUUUACAACCCCCAAUUAUUUAAAAGCAUCUUAGAUUGGCGCCAAGCUAGUCAAUGUGUUGCUUUCACCUAUCCAGCUAUAAAUCCUAUCCUUUAUGGAUAUUUUAUUCCGGAUAUAAGAAAUUAUUUUGUCAGUUUAUUUUAUAAGAGGGAAAGAUUGAAUACUUCUUUAAGUAGAACCAAAUUGACUAAUGCAUCCUUUGGAGCUUCUGAGAUGAAAGAUGCGCAAAGAAAUUAUGACAACGCUAACAGAUCAAAUGAGCAAAUUGCAUGCGUCCAAAAUUAUGAUAAUUCCGUAACGAAACUGGAUCUUAAUCCUAACAUUGUCGAUGCAAGCUUUUCCGAUUCCAGUCAACUGAAUGUGGCAAGUUUCUGA